CACCGCCUGCUGUCCCAUAGCCUAGUGAAGCCUGGCGGAGUGUGCCCGGAGUGACGCCUCCCGGUUUACUGUCGCUCUCGCCAUCGGAACAAAGAUGGUGUCACACAAUAUAGUUGUGGCGGCUGCCACGGCGGUACUCGGCCUCCUGAUUGGUGGUCUGAUUGGUUACUUUGGCAUUGACGCCUUCACGGGCGGCAACAAGAUGUGUCUCAGGAUGAUGGACAAACUGGUGGGAGACAAGUGGGACUCUGAACCUCAGCUGAACCACAGAAUAAUACAACUGGUCAACACAACCAACCUCAGGGACAACCUCAAAGAGCUGAGCAGGCGGCCCCACCUGGCCGGCACUGAGAGGGACGACCAGCUCGCUAACAUGAUUCGAGAUCGCUUCCUGAAGGAGGGCUUCGACACUGCUGAUCUUGUUCCUUAUGAUGUCCUUCUCUCUCGCCCCAACCACACCAACCCCAACCUAAUCACCCUUAUUGACGGUGAUGGCGAAGUUGUCUUCACAAGCGCCUACACGGAGACCCCGCUGCAGCAGGAUGAUGACGACCCGGAGUUCGUCCACGCCUUCAAUGCCUACACGCCUGCAGGGGACGUGGAGUCUGAGGCCGGGCGAGGCGUCGUGUACGCUAACUACGCCAGGGUUGAGGACUUCGACACGCUGGAGAAGCUCAACGUCAACGUCUCUGGCUGCAUCGUCAUCGCUCGCUAUGGCAAGAUCUUCAGAGGCAACAAGCUGCUGCACGCCCAGGAGCGAGGAGCCAAGGGUUUGAUCCUGUUCUCGGACCCCGAGGAUGUGGCCCAGGAGGGAGUGGAGCCCGAGAAGGUGUACCCCAACACCUGGUGGCUUCCUGGCACCGGCAUGCAGAGAGGAACCACGAACUUGAUGGGUGACUUACUCACACCUGGCUGGCCUUCUACAGCUCACGCCUACAGACUUAAGAUAGAGGACGCCAAGCUGCCGAAGAUCCCCUGCCAGCCCAUAGGCUACAACGACGCUCGAGUUCUUCUGGAGAAGAUAGGUGGUGCCCCGGCCCCGGGGGCGUGGAAGGGCGGCCUGACGGGCGUGGCGUAUAACCUGGGGCCGGAGCUCCUGGACCAGUACCGUUCCUACCGCCUCAGACUCAACACCCACAAUACCCUGCAGGUUCACCGCUCCUACAACGUUAUCGCCACCAUCAGGGGAGACGUGGAGCCUGACCGCUACGUGCUGUUGGGGAACCACCGUGACGCCUGGGGGUACGGGGCCGCUGACCCCUCCAGCGGCACCGCCCAAAUGCUGGAGACAGCCAGAGUCCUCGGCCAGCUCAUCACAGAAG
This is a messenger RNA of Procambarus clarkii (red swamp crayfish), 1322 nucleotides long. The record is from RefSeq and is a predicted model, not a curated record. NCBI's taxonomy places the organism in Eukaryota, Metazoa, Arthropoda, Malacostraca, Decapoda, Cambaridae.